CGGCAAUCACGUGACGAAGGGGUUGAGCCAUCGCGGCCAUGGCUGAAUCCUCGGAAAGAAAUGACUUGAGUGACUUCAUUAAAUGUGCGAUAUGUUUGGAGAUUUACAAAAAGCCAAAAUGUCUUCCAUGCUUGCAUUCGUUUUGUGAAACUUGUUUGCAGAUGUAUAUAACCAGUGAGGUUCAAAAUCAAGCGAAAAAUACCGACGAAUCGAAAUCGAAAGUAGACGAAACGCCGAGGGAAUCUGGAUUUCGAUGUCCUACAUGCAGGAACUUUGUAGACAUCGAUGAUGAAUUGAAAAAUGCGUGGAUCCAAAAGUUACCAGACAAUUUCUUUAUUGUAAGUUUGAUAGACAAAUAUUCUAUUCAAUCCGAGAGUAAAAUCUGCGAUGCUUGUAUAUUUAACGGGAAAACAGAACUUGCUGUUACUUGGUGUUCAGAUUGUAGGGAGGCACUAUGUCAAAAAUGUCAGAGCCACCACAGAAAAUUCAAAGCAUUUCGCAACCAUUCAUUUCUGAAAUUAAGUGUGACAACACAACAAAAUGUGACAUCAUUCAGUGGUUUUAUCCCAUGUCCUGAUCAUUCAUCUUCACCAGCACAGGUGUUUUGUGCUGACCACAAGGCCGCCUGCUGCACUCUGUGUGCGACGAUUCGUCAUAGAAAAUGCUCCGAUAUAUUGACUUUAGAAGAUGCUUCGAACGGAGUUAAAGACGGAAAAGUAACUCAAGAUUUAAGAAAGAGGUUGGAUGAUUUAACUGAGAAUAUAAAGAAAAAGAUUUCGAACAGAGAAGAUUCGCAGGAAAAAUUGAAAGUCUCAAAAGAAUGCACUGAAAAAGAAGUGACUACUGUUUUCAAUGAAACCAUAGCUCAUUUAGAAACCCUAAGGUCAUCAUUUAUGCAAGAACUUCAAACUUAUGAGCAAAGCAUGUCCAAAACACAUGACGAUGAAAUUUCAAAAUUGUCCCAUCUGUUGACAAGGGUUUUGUUACAAAGGAAUCUACUUGAUGUAUCAAUUGCUCAAGGAUCGAAUGAAGAAUGCUUAGUUAAUAUAGAAAACAUAAGGAGAACAGAAAGUCAGAUUAAAGAUGAGUGUGAUGUUUUCUCCUACAAAGCAUCUAAUGGUAGAAUAUCAUUCACCACUAAUUCUGAAUUUCGAGAUAUCAGAUCAAAUUUAAAAACUAUUGGAAAAUUCAUCUUGAUGGAAAAGUGCUUAUGCAUGCAGACGGGACAAAUCAAACUGCUAAAGAAGGAAUCUUCUUGUAUUGGGAACGAUAUUUGUAAUGCCAUUUUUGACUUUCAGAAUAAUGUUAUCAUCACAGAUUAUGAAGGUAAAAGAAUUUCGGUGUAUGAUUAUUCCCUGAAUAAGAAAUCAUCAAUUUCAGUUGAUGAUUGUCCAAGGGACAUAACAAUAGAUAAAUCUGGACGCAUAUUUGUUUCCUUACCACAAUUACGAAAAGUAGUUGAAAUUAAUUUGAAGACUAACACUGUCCAAGAGAUGUUUCAUACGACGGUUGACUGCUGGGGAAUAUGCUGGAUGAAUAAUGAUUUUUACAUUACUAGUGGUACUGUUAUUCAGAUAUACUCUUCUGAUGGAACGAAAAAAGAAGACAUAGAGACUUCCGAUACAUGGAUGAUUUCUGGGAAAGAAAAUGCAGGUUCUAUUAUGUAUUCCAAACAAGAGACAGUUAUAGAAAGAUCAGUAAUUUCUAAAAGUGAAAAGAAAUUACAUACAUUAUCUGGUGCAGGUCUGCGUGGUAUUGAUACUGACUACGAGGGCAACAUAUAUACAGUAGGAAUGAGCAGCAACAAGCUUUACCAGCUGUCCUCAGACGGUACUUUGCUACGAGAAGUAGACUUAAAAGAUUUUGAAUUAAAGGGGACCCCUUGGAGUGUCCGUCUGAAUGACAAGAACAAAUUUGUUAUAACAACAAGAAAGGGAUGUGUUGCUUUGUUUGAAAUAACACCAGGUCCUAUUGAACAAGAGGCCUAAAGAGCAUAUACGUGUAAAAUAAAAUCCCAAUAGUGGCGGUCGCCCUACCCUGGUCAUGGAACGACCAAACUUCAAUAUACUGUUAUACACUGCAUAUGGACUCUAGCAUACUAAUUUGACAUAUUAUAUUUUUUGGUUAUUGACAAUAAAACUUGCAUUGAGAAUCUUCCUAAUAUCCCCAUAUAAACAUUGAAUUGCUGUUGUGGCCCUGUCUCGAGCAGUGUCACAGAUUGACCGAGUUCUUGUCAAAGUAAAUAUAAAAGAAAUGACACACUGCACAACACUUUACAAUAUAUAUAUUUUUCUCCACUUUUACAGAAUGUAUUUAUUAAAGGUUCUAAUAACACG
Ostrea edulis (European flat oyster) is the source of this 2336-nucleotide messenger RNA. RefSeq names its product E3 ubiquitin-protein ligase TRIM33-like. The record is from RefSeq and is a predicted model, not a curated record. Gene Ontology annotation, molecular function: zinc ion binding. Lineage: Eukaryota; Metazoa; Mollusca; Bivalvia; Ostreida; Ostreidae. The coding region runs from base 39 to 1988 and encodes 649 amino acids. The transcript has a single exon.